CGUUUGGGAGCUGUGAUGAGAAACCAAGAAAAAAGCGGAAAAAAUGGCAGCACAACAAAGCAAGUGUCUGUACGAGAAGUAUCUGUGGAACAACAGAAAGAGGCAAGAGCUGUCUUAACGGCUUCACGUCGUGCUGACUCUGAGUUGGCAUUCCUGUCCCUGUGGGAUAUGGGUGGACAAACGCCUUUCCAGGCUUCACACAAUGUUUUCAUUUCAUUACACGGCGUGUAUCUAAUAGUCUUUAGACUGACAGAUUUUCUCAAAGAUAAGCUGGAAACAGUCCGCCUGAAAAAAUGGAUCAGAAUGAUCGGCACGUUUUCCUCAGUUGAACUGAAUGCACCUAAAACGAGAACAUGUGCUCCUCCGAUCAUUUUCGUAGGCACGUUUCUUGAUAAACUGAAGGAAAACUACGAGGACUACGACAAACAGCAACAGAACAUACGGUCAAGUAUCUCCAAAUUUCCCGAACUCUCAUCUCACCAAUUUGUCAAGUUCUGUGCAGUCGACAACAGCCUCGGCAAUGAAGCCACAGACCUAAAAAUGUUAAGAGAUUUAAUCACAGAAGUCGCUGUUCAUCAGGAUCAGUGGGAAAGACAACUCCCUACCACGUGGUUAAAACUAGAGAUGGAUUUACUUAAAGCAAGAGAAAGAGGAACAAGGAUACUCAAAAUGGAAGAGAUUAUCAAGAUGAACAAAUCAUCUACAGUGCCAUUGUCCGAUGUAAAUGAAAUCAAACUUGCCCUGGAAUAUCUUCACUGCACAAGGUCUGUGAUUUAUUUUCGGGAGUUUGACUACGUCAUCAACGACCCCCAGUGGCUUGCCGAUUUCUUCAGUAUCCUGAUUACCGAUGACAAGUUUCUCCCAAAAGACGACCUUUCAAUGAUCAGGCACCAGGAGCUGUACCAAACAAAGGGCGAGUUGACACAGGAACUGAUUAACGGUCUCUUACGUCUGGAGAAGAAUAAAGCUUUCCUUCCACAUAAAUCCAUUCUUUUGGCGCUGAUGGAAAAAUUUGGGUUGAUAGUGAAAAUGCUGAUCUCAGGACCCGAAACUGAACAUCCACAGUUCAGUGAGACGUUCACCAUUCCAAGUAAACUGGUGGAGCUUCAAGACAUCGACGUAAUAACCAGAGAAAUCACCAGCCUGAAGAGUAGAUCGCUUGGUGUUUCUAAAGCAUUAUGCUUCGUAUUCAACGAUGUUUAUGUACCUGAUGAGUUGUUUCAUAGAAUCUUUGCCCACAUCCUGAGGACGUACAAGCCGACAUCAUUGUCAACAAGAAGCCUCCAAACAACAACUGAAAUAGACCAGACGGGGUCGAGCAGUGGUAACGUUUGUCUUUAUAGAGGUUUUGGAUGUUUCGAGAUCAACGACCUCUGUAGAAUGAUCCUAUCCAUGCAGCCUGAGAGGUCCACUAUUGUCGUGACUGUAUUCAGUCCAACGGAAACGCAUCUUCCCGCAGAUUGUGGAAAAGACGUCAGGCUCUCAAUCGAAGGGAUUAUUCGUGACGCAUUGGAAAUGAGUGACCAGCAGCACUUUCAACAUACACACAAACUACACUGUAGUUUUUCCCUGAAUCCAUACGACACCCCUGUAGACCUGUACGGCAUCAACCGCUCAGAGAAGGGUGUGCCUUGUAAAGGGGGAGAUUGUCACGGACAACACCUACUGGUAAAAACGGACACCGCGUUUUGGCACAUUACAGAGAUUAAAACUUAUUGUUGUAAUAUUUCAGAAGAGGACACAAAUGCUGAUACGACGUUUCCUCACGUGAGGCCAACGCCGCGGCAACUUAGUCGACUCUCCCGUCUGGUAACCGGGCCUACAAUUGACCUGUUUAUUAGGCUUGGUAUUUCUUAUGAGGAAAUCCAAACCACUCAACGUUCCUUAAUAGGAUAUGCGCCAGAAUCAGUGACUACCAAGUUGUUUCUAAAAUGGACGGUGACCUACCCGAAUCAGACGUUCCAAAACAUUAAACGGGCUAUGGAGGAUGCUGGCAUAGCCACUGAUCGAAUUGAUGAAAUGAUAAAUACAGAGGAGGAACUCCAAUGUGAAGGAGUAAUACCAACAGAGAUCUUGGGCAGAGCUCCAUCUGAUUCUGAAAUCCAACUCAUCAUCAAAAACAUCGGCGAAGCUUUCUUCACCUUCUGCUUAGAGAUCGGAUUAUCACCUCCAGACAUAGAGCAGCAAAUAAUUUGCCAUCCUGAUAACUUUGGGGAAAGGAUGACAGCUCUCCUUCGGCGUUGGAAAAAUGGCUUCCCGAAGGAGGCAACAAUAGGCAGAUUGUUGAAAGCGAUGAAAAUGUGUCGUAUGGACUGGUAUACAACGACACAAAUCUGGUCAACUUGUUCGGGGGAUGAGGCUACUGGACCAAGAAGAAGAAAACUGUUCAAUUAA
Messenger RNA from Ylistrum balloti, 2394 nucleotides. RefSeq lists its product as uncharacterized. NCBI's taxonomy places the organism in Eukaryota, Metazoa, Mollusca, Bivalvia, Pectinida, Pectinidae. The transcript is spliced from 8 exons. The record is from RefSeq and is a predicted model, not a curated record. Gene Ontology annotation, molecular function: protein binding. Gene Ontology annotation, biological process: signal transduction. Bases 16 to 2394 code for a protein of 792 amino acids.